This is a messenger RNA of Thamnophis sirtalis, 4782 nucleotides long. RefSeq names its product ubiquitin specific peptidase 15 (gene USP15). Gene Ontology annotation, molecular function: cysteine-type deubiquitinase activity. The record is from RefSeq and is a predicted model, not a curated record. Gene Ontology annotation, biological process: protein deubiquitination. Gene Ontology annotation, cellular component: nucleus. Lineage: Eukaryota; Metazoa; Chordata; Lepidosauria; Squamata; Natricidae.
CCUGGGGACGCUCUCGGGCCCGAGCCGCCGCUCUUCCCGUUUCGAAUCCUCGCGCGCUUCCUUCCUCUCCUUCCCGCUGCCCUCCAUGGGUUUGCCGAAGUGGGAGGGGGUCGUGGAGGGCGUUUCCCCGGUCGCCGCGCGGCGUCAUUCCCAGCAUGCAGUGCGGGCCGCCCCUGCCACAGCCGCCGCUCCUGUCCCUGCAGCCGCCGCCGCUGCCUCUCCGUGCGCUGCCGUCACUUUCGCAGCUGUUGCCGCCGCCGCCGCCGCUCCGGGGCUGCAAGACAUGGCGGAGGGAGGCGCGGCGGAUCUGGAGACCCAGCGCUCGGACAUCGCGUCGCUGCUCAAGACGGCUCUCCGCAAGGGCGACACCUGGUAUUUAGUGGAUAGUCGUUGGUUCAAACAGUGGAAAAAGUAUGUUGGAUUUGACAGCUGGGACAAAUAUCAAAUGGGAGAUCAGAAUGUUUAUCCUGGUCCUAUUGAUAAUUCUGGACUUCUCAAAGAUGGGGAUUGUCAAUCUCUUAAAGAGCAUCUUAUUGAUGAGCUGGACUACAUUCUUUUACCAACUGAAGGAUGGAACAAACUAGUUAGCUGGUAUACUCUUCUGGAAGGUCAAGAACCUAUUGCACGCAAGGUAGUUGAACAGGGUAUGUUUGUCAAGCACUGCAAGGUGGAAGUUUAUUUGACAGAAUUGAAAUUAUGUGAAAAUGGAAAUAUGAACAAUGUAGUGACACGAAGAUUUAGUAAAGCUGAUACAAUAGAUACAAUUGAAAAAGAGAUAAGGAAAACAUUCAGUAUUCCAGAUGAAAAAGAAACAAGAUUGUGGAACAAAUAUAUGAGUAAUACCUUUGAACCUUUGAAUAAACCAGACAGUACCAUACAGGAUGCUGGCUUAUACCAGGGACAGGUAUUAGUGAUAGAACAAAAAAAUGAAGAUGGAACAUGGCCUAGAGGUCCUUCAGCUCCAAACAUGAAAAAUUCAAACUACUGCCUUCCUUCAUACACUGCUUAUAAAAAUUAUGACUACUCAGAACCAGGAAGACACAAUGAACAGCCCGGUCUUUGUGGUCUAAGUAAUUUGGGAAAUACGUGUUUCAUGAAUUCAGCAAUUCAAUGUCUCAGCAAUACACCUCCACUCACAGAAUAUUUUCUUAAUGAUAAAUAUCAAGAGGAGCUAAACUAUGACAAUCCAUUAGGAAUGAGAGGUGAAAUUGCAAAAUCUUAUGCAGAGCUCAUCAAGCAGAUGUGGUCAGGAAAAUACAGCUAUGUCACUCCAAGAGCUUUUAAGACACAGGUAGGACGAUUUGCACCCCAGUUUUCAGGAUAUCAGCAACAAGAUUGCCAAGAAUUGCUGGCAUUUCUUCUAGAUGGUUUGCAUGAGGAUUUGAAUCGUAUUAGAAAAAAGCCUUAUAUUCAACUAAAAGAUGCUGAUGGAAGACCAGAUAAGGUGGUUGCUGAAGAAGCUUGGGAGAACCAUUUGAAACGAAAUGACUCCAUCAUUGUAGAUAUAUUUCAUGGACUUUUUAAAUCAACCCUAGUUUGUCCAGAAUGUGCCAAGAUCUCUGUAACAUUCGAUCCCUUUUGUUAUUUAACUCUUCCUCUACCUAUGAAAAAAGAACGCAGUUUGGAAGUUUAUUUAGUUAGACUUGAUCCACUUUGUAAACCCAUGCAGUACAAAGUAGUAGUACCAAAAAUUGGAAAUAUACAGGAUCUCUGCAUCGCAUUAUCAACUUUGUCAGGUGUUGCUGCAGAUAAGAUGAUCGUUACUGAUAUAUAUAAUCAUAGGUUUCAUAGAAUAUUUACAAUGGAUGAAAAUCUAACCAGUAUUAUGGAACGUGAUGACAUUUAUGUAUUUGAAAUUGCCAUCAACAGAACUGAAGAUACAGAGCAAGUUGUAAUUCCAGUUUGUUUAAGGGAAAAGUUUCGCCAUAGUGGUUAUAGCCAUCAUAGUGGUUCAACACAUUUUGGACAACCUUUUCUUAUAGCAGUGCCUAGAAAUAACACAGAAGAUAAACUGUAUAAUCUUCUGCUAUUAAGAAUGUGUCGAUAUGUGAAAACCUCUGUUGAAACAGAAGACACUGAAGCAUCUCUCCAGUGCUGCAAGAACAAUAGCAUCAAUGGUAAUGGUCCAAAUGGAAUUCAUGAAGAAGGAUCUCCAAGUGAAAUGGAAACUGAUGAACAAGAUGAUGAAUCUAGCCAGGAUCAAGAACUACCAUCUGAAAAUGAAAACAGUCAGUCUGAAGAUUCUGUGGGAGGUGAUAAUGAUUCUGAAAAUGGAUUAUGUACAGAGGAUUCCUGUAAGGAUCAAGUUAUAGGGCACAAAAAACGAUUGUUCACAUUCCAAUUCAACAGCUUAGGCAAUACAGACAUCAAUUAUGUCAAAGAUGAUACCAGGCAUAUACGAUUUGAUGACAGACAACUUCGACUAGAUGAAAGAUCUUUUUUGGCUUUGGAUUGGGAUCCUGAAUUCAAGAAGAGAUACUUUGAUGAAAAUGCUGCUGAGGAUUUUGAAAAACAUGAAAGUGUGGAAUAUAGACCUCCCAAAAAACCAUUUGUGAAGUUAAAAGAUUGCAUUGAGUUAUUUACAACUAAGGAAAAGUUGGGUGCUGAAGAUCCAUGGUAUUGCCCAAACUGUAAAGAACAUCAGCAAGCUACCAAGAAACUAGAUUUGUGGUCACUACCGCCAGUACUGGUGGUGCAUCUAAAACGUUUUUCUUAUAGCAGAUACAUGAGAGAUAAAUUGGAUACAUUGGUUGACUUCCCAAUAAAUGAUUUGGAUAUGUCCGAAUUCCUAAUUAAUCCAAAUGCUGGACCGUGUCGCUAUAAUUUGAUUGCAGUGUCAAAUCACUAUGGAGGCAUGGGAGGAGGGCAUUAUACUGCUUUUGCAAAAAAUAAAGAUGAUGGGAAGUGGUACUACUUUGAUGAUAGCAGUGUGUCAACUGCAUCCGAAGAACAAAUUGUGUCCAAAGCAGCUUAUGUGCUCUUCUAUCAGAGACAAGACACAAUCAGUGGAACUGGUUUUUUUCCUCUUGAUCGGGAAACUAAACAAGGUGCUUCUGCUGCUACAGGCAUUCCAUUAGAGAGUGAUGAAGACAGUAAUGAGAAUGACAAUGAUAUAGAGAAUGAAAAUUGUAUGCACACUAAUUAAUCGAAGAACUAGAAGCCAUACAGAGAAGAACUUCCUGAUGGGAGCUCUCGAUUUAAAAAAAUGAAAUUAUCCACCAAAUUAAAAAUAAAAUCUGAGAUGGGAAAUUUCAGAUGACAGAAUGUAAAUCCUUGUUACAUUUUAACUUGUGCAGUACCUGAAGUGAAACACAAUGAAAACAUUAGAAUUUGUCUCUAAUAUCUUUGCAAUCUUGUAUUUACAAGCUAUAUAGGAAAUCAAAAUAAAUCCCUUUACAAUUUCUGCUGCAAUCUGGAUGAAUUACAGUUUCUUUGUUUUGGAUGCAAAUUAAUACUGACAAUUUGUGGAUUUGUUCUUUGUCUCAAUACCCCAAGAAUAUUACCGCAAAACCUCCGUUUUUCAAUGGAUAUGUCCUUAAACCAGUAACAAAAACAUUGACUAAUAUAUUCAACUCAAUGCAGCAACAUUCUUGGAAUGUCAGAUUUUCAAGUUUCUCCCUCAAAUGUUUAUUAAAAAGAAACUUAAUCAUGAUAAAAUGACUUGGAAAAGGUGUUUUAACCUUUUGUAAUAAAAGUAAUCUUCCAGAAUAUUAUGUUCAUCUUACUGCUGCUGUGGAACAGGUUCUGGAUUUCAUGCUGCAUUAAGGAAUUGAAUUUUUCAAUUAAAUGUAAGUAUCCCUCAUUGCUUGUUGGAUCUACUUUGUAAACAUAAUCCCUGUUAUCUUGUUUAUAAGAUGUGCGUAACUUUAAUCUGGUGUCAGUCCAAAAAUUUUGACUGUGCUGUAAGUCCCUCUUUCUCCCAAUUUUUAGUAGUUUGACAGUUUGCAAACUACAUACAGUGUAAUAGAUUCCAAUUUUUAAUAGUAUACUGUAUUCAUAGUAAUGACUGUGCAUCAAGCUUAGAUGACUUUUCCAUAUAACUUGCCUUCAAAUUUGUUAAUGGGCAACUGGUUCAAAGGUAGGUCUGCUAAUUUUUCAUGUGCAUUCUUGGUGGAUUCACCAUAGCCUUACAUCUUAUCUCAAAAGAUAACUUUACUUAAUAUAGAAGAAUUGGCAUUUGCAUGUUCAAGAGUCAGAACCUGUACAAUAAGUAGAUAAAGUAUACAUACCUUCAAUUGGGUUUUAAUCGUGUUGAAGGGAUGCCAAAAAUAAGUGUGACUGUUUGAAAUGUUUUUGUUUGCGCUUUCCCUUUGAUAGUUGAAGUAUUGUUAAUACAUACACAAUACUAUCUUUGAUAGAAACUCUCUUAAGUGUGGAGGCACACUUCACAUAUCUACUACCUAAGGUCCCACCAUUGUUAAAGCAAAAAGUAUGAUCUUCACUUGAACUAAGCAAAUACAAUAGGUUAUAAAUUGUGUAUUGUAAACAAAGUUCACUCUGUGAGUGCACAUUUUGGUAAAUUAUUUAUUUAUGUUAGCAUUUAAAAGUUUAAAAUAGCAUUUGACCAGGAUAAAAUUAGGUUUGUGGACAUGGCUUUGCUUUAUACUUUGAUAUUAAAAGCUGGUGUUUAAUCCUGGUAUUUUAAAGCUGCUUUUUUCAAUGUAAGCUAGCCUCCUGCAUGACAGAGGUUAUAAAUUGUCUGCACUUGAGUUCACUUGGGUUUACAUUUGAAAUGCGCAUGUUUUAUUUAUAAAAAUUUCAAUAAAGCUAUUCAACGCCUUA